Molecule: messenger RNA, 802 nt
Organism: Anopheles maculipalpis
Lineage: Eukaryota; Metazoa; Arthropoda; Insecta; Diptera; Culicidae
Product: microtubule-associated protein RP/EB family member 1-like
Exons: 3
Coding region: 17-802 (261 amino acids)
Biological process (GO): spindle assembly; regulation of microtubule polymerization or depolymerization; protein localization to microtubule plus-end
Cellular component (GO): microtubule plus-end; microtubule organizing center; spindle midzone
Molecular function (GO): microtubule plus-end binding
Source: RefSeq, a predicted model, not a curated record
UGUGAUUUGUGUCGAAAUGGCCGUCAACGUACAUUCCACCGCUCAAACGACCGAAAAUCUGUCCCGCAUUGAACUGCUAGCCUGGGUUAACCGUACGCUGCUGUCCGAGUUUAGGAAGGUGGAAGAACUAUGUACCGGUGCCGCCUACUGCCAGCUGAUGGACGUUCUCUUUCCCGGGUGUCUGCCGCUGAAGCGCGUCAAGUUUUGCACCAACGUUGAGCACGAUUUCCUUAACAAUCUGCGCAUGUUUCAGAAAGCCCUGGUGCACCUGAAAGUGUCCAAAGCGGUACCGAUCGAUCGGUUGGCAAAGGGUCGCUUUCAGGAUAACUUUGAGUUUUUGCAGUGGUUUAAGAAAUUUUUCGACGCCAACUACGAUGGCAAAGAGUACGAUCCGAAGGGAGCCAGAAACAAUGCACCCAUGGGGUACGGUACACCGAGCACACUACGACCAAGUCAGCGGAUGAACACCGGGACAACUGCUUCGGCUGGUCCGCGCCCGCUAAAGCGUGCCGGCGAUACGAACGGGUCGUCAACCCGGCUACAGUUGGGGGACAGCAUUGAUGCGGUAGCUGAAGGGGAUGGUGAAUUGCGUGCCGGCAGAGGUGAGAAACAGAUCGAUCGUAUAAGCUGGCUUAGUGAACAGAUUGAUGAUCUUGCGAUCAAAAUUCAAGAUGUGGAGAUGUCGCGUGAAUAUUAUUACAACAAGCUGUUGCUUAUUGAAAAUUUUAUCAACGAACAUCCGGAAGACACUCAUGAUGGGCUCUGCGAAAAGGUGAAGGCAAUAAUGUACGCCACUGAGUGA